AUGACUUGCCCGUCGACCAAACACAGGCACCCUAAGCUGAGGCAUAAACCAGAUGCUUACGUCAGUGGGCAAUGCGACGAGGCUCUCGGUGAGCACACCUAUUCACACCCAGCAGUUGCCCCGCGGGAUACAUUUAAGAACAGCUCGGGUCACCCAGCUAGCAAGCUCGUUGGUAUCUUUGCCAAGGUCAAUCUGCCAAUGCCGAUAUGGAUGAAAGGCACUAUUGAGCCCAGUCACACUCUCGACACGAACAUCGGCGGAUUCCGCGCCUUGGGAAUGCAUGCUAGACUAACCAGCACUGGAUAUACCCGCCCGGGCGCCGCUGAUGCGGCUCUGCGAUCAGGUGUGACGCCCGACUCGUAUGGGCCAAUUAGAUCAUCGUCAGCAGGCCAGUGGCUCAGCCUCGUUGCAGCCCAGAGAGCUGCAUACAAUGUUCCGAGCGUUGCUUAA
Messenger RNA from Truncatella angustata, 450 nucleotides. RefSeq lists its product as uncharacterized. Bases 1 to 450 code for a protein of 149 amino acids. NCBI's taxonomy places the organism in Eukaryota, Fungi, Ascomycota, Sordariomycetes, Amphisphaeriales, Sporocadaceae. The transcript is spliced from 2 exons. The record is from RefSeq and is a predicted model, not a curated record.